Porites evermanni is the source of this 4479-nucleotide messenger RNA. The record is from the annotation of a GenBank genome assembly. NCBI's taxonomy places the organism in Eukaryota, Metazoa, Cnidaria, Anthozoa, Scleractinia, Poritidae.
UAGUCUGGAAGAACGGGAUAAGUAUGGAGGGAAAAAACACCGCAAUUUCCAAACAUCUAGAGGCCUACCCUUAUCAGAUAGCCGGCCAUUUAACUCAAGGUUAGUUUUUCGGAACUUACAGGAAAUUUGUACGGCGAAAAUCACUGAUUUCAUUGUUACAACAGAUAUCGUGUCCACCUUGUUCUUUCCAAGUUGUCAGAAUAUAUUAUCAUGAUAUAAUAUUACCUGGCGGGUAUCUUGGCAAACUGCAUGAAUAUUCAUUUCAGUAACAUUAAUUAUUUUCUAUCCCUCCUUACAAUCUGUACGUGGGCAGUGUUUUUGAUGUAUCUUCCACGUUGUUGUUUCCAUGGUCAGCAAAAACUGUCACAUCAAUUUUUUUUCUGUACAAUUUUCAUUUGCAAGAUUUUAUUUUUUGGGGAGCAAGUUUGGUGCGGUGGUGAGAGCACUCGCCUCCCACCAAUGUGAGCCAGGUUCAAAUCCUGGCAUUUACGUUGUACAUGGAUGAUGACUUUGUUGUUGGUUUUCUCCGAUCCCUUUUUCUGAGAGGUUUUUCUCCGCGUAUUCUGACUGGUAUUCCCCUCUUCUCAAAAACCAACACUUCCAAAUUUCAAUUCGAUCUGGAACACACGGACACUUUUAAACGAGUGCUUUAAAACUCCUUAGUGCUUUAUGGUAAACAAAUUUUGCAUGCUUCUCUUUUACACUUGAUUUCUCUCUAUCUUAUAAGCAGCAUUAUUGUGGGCCAGUCAGAAUAAUAAUACUGUUAUUACAAAAAACGACUUAUACAAUUGAUGUUUUUUUUUUUUAAUUUUAAAGAAAACAAUGUCUGUGGUUAGAAAAUUGUUUUGGAAAUUCAAUCUUAUCAUAAUUGGUCUUUUUGUGCAUAAAUAGCAACUUAAGGUUACCAGAUAUGUAAAAAUCUUAGUGAAUUGUAACAUAAUUUGACAUUAUAUCUGUUAGAACCACUUAAGGUGACUGUAGAUGGCUGUGUACUGAAGCAAGUACAAAGGCCUCCAAAGGGGGAGAGAGAAGUUGUCUUCUAUGCAACUGUAUUUGACAAAAAAGAAGAAAGAGAAGAAAUACUGCAACUGAGAAGAUUUCUGCCCGUCUAUCAUGGAAUUGUGGAAUUGGGUAUCCUAAGCAUGUACUGCGGUUGUGGAGGUUUUAGGGUCCCUUCCCCUUUCCUGUCAACCUCAUUCCCAGGAUCUCCCUUCUUCCUGUCAACCUCAUUCCCAGGGUCUCCCUCCUUCCUGUCAACCUCAUUCCCAGGAUCUCCCUUCUUCCUGUCAACUUCAUUCCCAGGGUCUCCCUCCUUCCUGUCCACCCAGUUCCUAGGGCCCCCUUCCUUUCUGUCAAUCUCAUUGUAUUCUCAAGGUGUCUCCUUCCAGGCAGCCUUAAGUUCCCUUACAGUAUCUCGAUCUCUUGUCAAACCUCACCCCUAGAGUCUCUCUUCUUCCUUGCCUUUAACCUCAUUUCCCAGGGUUUCUUUACUUUGAUCUCUAUCAAACAUAAUAUUUUUAUAACUGCAAGCUCAUUGGUUAAGCUAAGAGCUAUUUCCUAUUUCAUAAAUUGAGUUCAAUUUCCUAUUGUUUUAACUCUUGUGACGUCAAAAUGUUUAGAAAAGUAGAACCAACAAAUUUCAGAGUAAAAGACAAAGGAAUUUCAAAAUAAUUUAUUAGUGUCACUAUUUGGAAUUAUCUUUUUUAAUGACAUAACCAACCAGUGAUCUCAUGAAAUCUACUUUAUUGUCAAAAGGGUCUCAAAUAAUAUUUAUGAAUCCUUAAGUGUGAAGCUUAGAUUCCUCAAGGUAUUUAAAACUUGAGAACAUCACCACCAAGUUUCGCCUGCCAUGUGUUAUGGAUAUUAAGAUUGGUAAGGUGACAUGGGAAGAUGAUGUUGAUGAAUCAUUUAAAGAAAGAAGAAAAAGAAAAUGGCCCCUUAGAGAGAUAGCUGGAUUUAGCAUCCUUGGUUUUAUGGUAUGUGCAUAAAAACAGGCUUUAAAAGGAGAAGAGAGAAUUCUCUUUGCGUGCCCAAAUAACCACUUUAAUGCAUGCCACACAGGCUAAUAAAAAAUUCUGUGGCUAAUUUUUGUUAUGGUAAAAGAAGUUUUAAACUGUUUUUUUGGCUGUUUGUUUUUCCUUGGAUUUAUAAGUAUCUGGUAAGCGAGGCAUCAAUUAUAUUUUGAUUGACAACCCUUGGUAAGGUGAACACAGACCAAAGAAAAAAAGAAUUUACACAAAAGAUGUAAUGCAAACCAACGUUAUUUUUCUCAGGACAAGACAAUAGUGUUUAGACUUAAUAAAUAAAUGAAUAUUGAUCAUUAACAUUCAGUGAUUUUUUUAAAAAUGAAAGCAUAAUUUACUCUGUUAAAGUCAUACCUGGUAAACCGUCUGGAAAAAAUGUCGCAACUAAGUUUGUGUUAUUUUAUACACCUAGAACUCUUCACACUGUUCAAGCUCAUGUCUUAUGAACUCAACAGGUUUAUAACCAUAAAACAAGCUGUUAUGAACGUUUUAUGCGUGAAUACUGUAUGAAACUGGCAACUAUGGAAGAUGCUGAAAGAAGUAAGUACACCUCUAUUUUGAUUGUAAUGUUAUUAAUUCUAAUAAAAUUAUGACAUUUCCUACUUAUAAUAGCAAGUCUUGCAAAAUUCUGGCCAGGUGAAACGUGGGGAAGUGGGGACUCACUCCCAUGUGAACAUAUACUGUUAUACAUUAACACCAUAAUACUGUGUUGGAGAAUGGUCUCCUUUAAGGUUCAAGUCGAGCUUGUGCUACACCCAGGUUAGUCUCCUUUUGGGUCUAUUUAUUUUCCAACAAGCAGCCGUGCCUCUUUUAUAUGGGAGCCCCCAACUUGACUAUAAUCAGAGAAGUUCCUAUACACAAGAAUGAAAAACUCGAGAUGCCUACCAUACACGAGUGUUGUACACUUCAGACAAAUUAACGGAUAACCAUUUUAAACAGACACCUCAUUAUUACAAACAGUUUGCUUUGUUCCUGGGGAAAGAAAGCCCUUAAAUUUUCUCCUCAUUCAACCUGCUUAAUACGGACAUCCCAUUAAUAAGGACACUUUCUGUAGCCCCCUCAGUGUCCGUAAUAACGGGGCGUGACUGUAGUAGGGAGUGUUUUCCUACCAUUCUCACCCCUCCGACAUUUUAUGAAAUUUGAGUGGAAACCAAAAAUUUAACAAGCGAUCACUUGUAACCGUGGUGAACAGUCACCCCUUUCCCAUGAUAGGCCCUUGCAAGUGUUGGUAUGCAGGGCUGUCAAUAAGGGCCGGUAGCCGGCCAAAACCGCCGGAUAGUUAGCCAUCCUUAGCCGGCUACUUUCAUCUCUUUCUACCAUAACCGCUAACAAAAAAUAAGUACCAUCGAAUAAUGAUGAUCAAUGAUAUUGAACGUAUAUUGAACAAGCCUAGAUCUGUGAAACGUUCGAACCAUGCCAUGUUGUGAAACGCCUGGGACACUUUGACGGCAUCGUUCCAAGUCUUGCGUGUAUUCUGACGAAGCAACAUGGCGUCCGCGAUGGAAAAAUACCUCUUGAAAACCCCUGGAAAUAGGGUUUCCGAGACUCUAAAUUCCAAAAUGUCCUUAGAUAUCUCGGUCCUCAAGAACUUGUGCCUUUGGUGCGAGUUCCAAAGCCACCUACUAUUCGUUAUCACCCUGCCACUUAAAAACUUUUUGACAGCCCUGGGUAUGAAACAAGGGGACAAGGGUUUUAUUUAUGGUUGCUUCUAAGUUACUUGAAACUGUGGAGUGUGAAGACCUUACCAAGCAGCCUAGAGUAUAAGCAGUCAGUCUUAUUUCUUAGUCUGACAAGCAAAAUGCACCCAACACAAAAAUGACCAUGCAUGUGAUGGAAGGCUCGAGACAGGAAAGGCACCUGCCCUCAUUCCUUGCGUCUUUCAUAAGUGUGUGCACUCCCCUUACUAAAUCUGAAGAAAAAGCAGAGACUGCUCGCAGUUUAUGUAAGAGCAGCCUGCUCUCCUGGCAGGUUUAAUUCCAGGCACCUCAGCUCUUUAAUCUAAAUCUAUAUAAUCUUCGCAGCCUUUUGCAAGUUUAUGGGCAGUGUCAAUACAGAAUGGACUCUGCAGAUACUGGAGCAACUCCUGAAAAAACUCACAGAGAUUGAAGAGUGGUUCAAGACUCAAAGACUGUACAGAUUUAUUGCAAGUUCUAUUCUGAUAUCAUACGAAGCAGACUGCCAUCAAAAUGUUGUCGGUAACUUUACAUCAUCCAAUGACAGAAGUUCAUCUUUUGUCUGUCAAGACCAAUCAUUAACUGACACUGUGAUUGAUUCAAAUGUUAGUCCACAUUUGCCUUCCACAAGCCACCAACAGCUGUUGAACAGAACUUUGGUAGAUGCAAGGAUAAUUGAUACUGCUCAUGUAUUUACAACUUCAGACACUGACUUCAACUAUUUGUUUGGCUUGGAAAAUAUUAUCUUGACUGUUAACUGCGUACAGAAAAGUUUUAAUUAA